CCUCCGCUGGUCCAAUGCUGCCACCAUGCCGGCCCUGCCUGAGACGCAGGACAGCAUCAAGGAGGAGAUACGACGACAGGAGUUCCUGUUGAACUGCCUCCACAGGGACCUCCAGGCUGGGGUUAAAGAUCUGUCUAAAGAGGAGAGGCUCUGGGAGGUUCAACGCAUCCUCACGGCUCUCAAACGCCAACUACGGGAGGCCAAGAAACAGGAGUGUGAGACUAAGAUAGCCCAGGAGAUAGCCAGCCUCUCUAAAGAAGAGAUGACUGAGAACGAAGAAGAGGUGGUUAAUAUCAUACUGGCACAGGAGAAUGAGAUCCUGACAGAGCAGGAGGAGCUGAUAUCUCUGGAGGAGGUGUUGAGGAGGCAGAUAUCUACAGAGAAGGGGGGAGAUCGAGAGGCUGAGGGCCGAGAUCGCUGACAUACAGAGUCGUCAGCAGGGUCACAGUGAGACAGAGGAGUCCUCUUCAGACAGUGAGAGUGAGAGUGAAGACGAGGAGGAACUCCAGAUGAUCCUGGAAGAGCUGCAGAAACAGAAUGAAGAACUGGAGGUGAAGCGCUGGACUGCCUGCGCUGUGUCCCAGCUCAGGCAGGAGGAGAAUGUGAGGUGACAGUAGAAACCUGCCCCCCAGAGAAGGACGGCUGUGCAGCCGCCAAGUUCCUCAGAGCGCCAUUUAGCCAUUUCCAGAGAUGCAUGGACAUGUCGGGCUGUAAGCAGUUCCAAACCAACGCUUUCAUCAACGUGAAGUGUUGUGACACUGAGAAGUGCAACACGUUCUAGACUAUUCUGCUGUGACAAGACGGAUUCAGAUCAGUAAAGAAACGAUUAGAGGGCGCAGCAUCCCACUGGGCACACAUCGGUUGAAUCAAUGUUGUCGUUUCCACGUCAUUUCAACGACAUUACGUUGAACCAACGUGGAAUAGACAUUGAAUUGACGUACGUGGCCAGUUGGAUCCUACCCCUCACAUCAACAUUCUAAUUUAUCAACAAUUAUUUGACUUAAAAUAAAUCAAACUUUGAAACCCUUUUUUUUUUGUUGCUUUGAGCUUAAAUUCCGGGUAGGCUAAACGUAUUUUGCAAAAAUGAUUGAAUCUGAGCAAAGUUGAUCAAUCGUCAUUAUUGGAAUGAUACAACAUACAAUCCUGAAAUACAUCAUCACUUUUCACUUUAAUGAUUACAAUCAAAAAUAACA
Coregonus clupeaformis (lake whitefish) is the source of this 1193-nucleotide messenger RNA. Its product is annotated as ralA-binding protein 1-A-like. NCBI's taxonomy places the organism in Eukaryota, Metazoa, Chordata, Actinopteri, Salmoniformes, Salmonidae. Bases 26 to 421 code for a protein of 131 amino acids. The transcript has 7 exons. Gene Ontology annotation, cellular component: membrane. The record is from RefSeq and is a predicted model, not a curated record. Gene Ontology annotation, molecular function: small GTPase binding; GTPase activator activity. Gene Ontology annotation, biological process: endocytosis; small GTPase-mediated signal transduction; positive regulation of GTPase activity.